Molecule: messenger RNA, 552 nt
Organism: Brettanomyces nanus
Lineage: Eukaryota; Fungi; Ascomycota; Pichiomycetes; Pichiales; Pichiaceae
Exons: 1
Coding region: 1-552 (183 amino acids)
Source: RefSeq, a predicted model, not a curated record
AUGACACCUCAACCGUCUCAGAAAAGCAACAACGCACCUACUCUUCCUAUGACUAUUAAGAAGCGACGCAAGUCUUCAUUCAACUCAUCCGAUUCACCUUAUGCUCGUCGCAGGUCAUUUCUUUCUAAAUCGAUGCUAGAAAAUGACAACUUUCAGACUUAUGAGCUAUCUUACUAUGCUACACUGUCACCGGCAUCCUCUUCACCUUCUGGCUCGCUGCGUAUGGCAAGGAUUCCUUCAUUUUCUAUUAAUUUGACAGAAUCCCAGGGAUUUAUAUGGAACCAGGAUUUGUUUGCAAGCUCGUACCAGCAGGCUCGGGCAGGAUUAAAUCCAAACUCAUUUCAAGGAGAUUCGCAACCGGUCGAAGUCAUUGACAUUGUCGUGGACUCGUCCGAUGAGAUGGAUGAUGAAGCAUGUGCGAAAACUAAUUUGAGGGGGGAAAAUACGACCCCUGCGUCAGCCAAUUACAGAAAAUCCUGUCAGAGAGAAGUCAGCAUGAAUGAUGACAUAUUUGAUAAUGGUGCAGAGCUGAUGUAUGAUGACGACUACUAG